AUGUUCAGUAACAUUAGGCGAAAGUUGACGCACCCACGUUCCAAACCCAAUUCUCCAACAGGCCAAUGCUCGUCAAAAAAAGGUGAUGUCUCUUCAAAGAAAAACAGUGUUGAAUUUAUUAAACAAGAAGCAAAGUUGAAUGAACCUUCAUCAUUACGUACUGUUCUUACAGAACCUGAUUUUACUAAAACAACACCAAUAUCACCUAUGCAUAAUAGUGUUACAUUAAAUGGUUGUGAUACAAAAAAUUAUCAUAAUACUGACAAUCAAAAAUAUCCUUCAACCUCUCAUCAUCAUCAUCAUCAUCAUCAUUGUAAUGAGACAACUUCAGAAACAAUCAAUUCAUCAUUACAUGAUACCGCGACUAAUUCACAAUAUCGAAAGAAUAAAACCGAUAAUGAAGUUAAAACAUUGAUAACAUCAACCAUAUCUAACAAAUGUAAUUUCCAUAAAGAUUCCAUUGUUUAUUCUUCUCCAUCAAACGAUAAUAAUAAUAAUAUUACUAGCUCUCCUGGAAGUGAAAGUUUUCUUGAUAGUUUUGACGGUUGUGGUAGUGGUGGUAGCCGAAUUGGUGAUGGUGAUUGUGGUGAUUCAUCCACUUCUUAUUUAUCACCUGCUUCAUCUUCCGCCAAAGAUUCAAGAACAGAAGAAGAUGUGGAAGAAGAAAAACACUUGGACAAUAAUAAUAAUUCCAACAAUUUAAACAAUAAAUCAAUGUUAAAAGUUAACAAUUCUAACCAUCAUCAAUUGUUGUCUAGUCCUAAAAUAUUAACAACUCAUUCAGCACAAAAUAAAUUCAAUUCAAAUUCAUUACCAAUCAGUAAUCAAUCAAUAAAUGUGACAACCAACAAUAAAAAUCAUAAUAAUAAUCACAACAAUAACAAUACGUGUAAUCAUAAAAUGGAAACUUGUAAUGUCUGUGAUAAAACUAGCAAUCAUUUCAAUAAAACUUGUAAUAUAAAUUGUCAAACUAAUUCUACUAUAUCAAUUAAUGAAUCACCUGUUUAUGAUAAUUGCAUACCAAAUAUUAAUAAUACAACAACACCAUUAGGAGGUGAUCAUUCAAUAAAAAUAUUAACUACUACAAACAAUUGUAAACACUCACAAAAUCAAUUAUUAAUGUUGAACAAUAAUAAUAAUAAUAAUCAUCAUAAUAAUUUCAUACAAACAAAUAAUAAUCAUAAUCAUCAUUCACCACAUGUGAUAUCAUCGAAAAAUGCUCAUAGUCCAAUUUUCACAACUAAUGGUAAUCAUAAACCUUGGAAUUCUGUCGAUGGUUAUAGUACAUCACGAAUUGUAGUUGGUACUACAAUACAAGAAGAAGAAAUUGAAAGUGAAGAAUCCAACUCAUUGACUACAUUUCAAUCAUGUUGUACUGAACAGCAAAAUUCCAAAAAUUCAACUUCCACAAAAUCUUCCCUAUCUUCUAAUCAACAGAAACUUAUCAAUUCACAUAAUCCUAUGAAAGAUCCAAUGAAUUUACCAAUUCAAUUAGGUCCACAUCUUGCAGCUGCUGUUGUACAAGCAUCUGAUGAAACGGGUACAACAACUGCUGAUUUGGUUGCUGGUUUAGCUGAAGUUCGUCGACGACCAGUUGAUGCUAGAAAUAGACUUCGUCGACUUGGUUUAAUGCAAACACCAGAUAAUGGAGAUGUUUAUGAAGAAUUAUCAUUUAAUAAUAAAAUUGGCAGUUCAAAUCGUUUAUCUUUACCGGCAAGUAUUAAUCUCCCACCGCAUUUAUGGCAUAGAGCUACACAAUUUUUAGAAGAACCUAUGUCAAGACGUGAACGUCGAUGUUCAUUAUUAGUUGUUAGUUUUAAGAAACAGUAUUUUUCUAAACAAGAAUGUUAG
Messenger RNA from Schistosoma turkestanicum, 1851 nucleotides. The record is from the annotation of a GenBank genome assembly. NCBI's taxonomy places the organism in Eukaryota, Metazoa, Platyhelminthes, Trematoda, Strigeidida, Schistosomatidae.